AUGGGAAUACAUGUUCUUUCUAAUAUGCCCAUGGAAUCUACCCCAUUUAAAGGGAUGAAGUUUGAAGCAGAUGAGAUUGCAUAUGAUUUUUAUAAUGAAUAUGACAGAAAGGCUGGUUUUAGUAUUAAAAAAGAGUAUGUAAAUAAAUGUAAAAAGACUGUAGUGGUUACUUCAAGGAGAUUUGUGUGCGCGAAGGGGGGAGUUCAAGGCAAAGGCAAGAGAGAUCAGAAUAUAAAGAAUCCAUUAGCAGAAACAAGAUGUGGUUGUGAAGCACGUUUGGUUAUUGUACUUAAUCGAGAUAGUAAAAAAUAUGUGAUGAGUAAAUUUAUUACUGAGCAUAACCACUAUCUCCACCUCCCAUCAACUGUGCAUAUGAUGCCAUCACAAUGGAAAAUGGCUGCAACUCAUGCUAUUGAAAUUGAUUUGGCAUAUGAAUCGGGAUUAAGAUUAAAGCAACCUUAUGAGCUUUUUAGUAAGCAAGUUGGUGGAUAUGAUCAUCUUGGUUUUACCAAGCAAGAUCAUAAAAACUAUUUACGCACUAAGCGACAGAGAGACAUGGAGCAUGGGAAAGCUGCUAGCUUGGGAAGAUAUUUUAAUCGUCAACUUAAGGAAAAUCCUUCAUAUUAUUUCGCUACUCAAUGGAACUGUGAAGAGUUGAUUACUAAUAUCUUUUGGGCUGAUGCAAGAAUGAUCAUUGACUAUAGCCACUUCGGUGAUGUAAUAACGUUUAAUACAAUGUAUAGUAAAAAUAGAGAUGCAAGGCCACUUGGAGUAUUUUUGGGUCUCAAUCACCAUAGAGAAAUUGUUGUAUUUGGAGGUGCACUUUUAUAUGAUGAAAUGAUUGAAUCAUUGGUAUGGUUAUUUAAGACCUUUUUAGAAGCAAUGUUUGAAAAGAAGCCAAUCACUAUUUUCAACGAUCAAGAUGCAGCAAUGUCAGCUACAAUAAAAAUCUAUGAGUAUGAUGGUGAAGAUGAGUUUCUUACAGUUUGGAAUGAAAUGCUAGAUAAGUACAAUAUUCGUGAAAAUAAAUGGCUAAUUGAUCUAUUUAAAUUGAAGGAAAAAUGGGUCCAAGCAUAUGUUAAGAGAAUUUUCACUGCAGAAAUGAAGACAACCCAGCUUAGUGAGAGUUUUAAUGUUGACUUGAAGGAUUGCUUGCGUACUGAUCUCAAUAUAGUAGAGUUUUUCACUUAUUUUGAAAGAGUUGUCAAUCAAAAGCAGGAUAAGGAGUUAGAAGCAGAAUACAAAUCUAGACAUAAAUUUCCAAGAUUGAAGCUCAAAAGCUCUCCUAUGCUUAACCAAGUAGCAACAGUGUACAUGCCUACAUUGUUUGAUUUAUUUCAGAUAGAAGUUGAAGAGAUUGUAUUUUAUGCAUAA
This is a messenger RNA of Quercus lobata, 1374 nucleotides long. Its product is annotated as protein FAR1-RELATED SEQUENCE 5-like. The coding region runs from base 1 to 1374 and encodes 457 amino acids. The record is from RefSeq and is a predicted model, not a curated record. NCBI's taxonomy places the organism in Eukaryota, Viridiplantae, Streptophyta, Magnoliopsida, Fagales, Fagaceae. The transcript is spliced from 3 exons.